Protomyces lactucae-debilis is the source of this 1944-nucleotide messenger RNA. RefSeq names its product Spc98 family-domain-containing protein. NCBI's taxonomy places the organism in Eukaryota, Fungi, Ascomycota, Taphrinomycetes, Taphrinales, Protomycetaceae. Gene Ontology annotation, molecular function: microtubule minus-end binding; gamma-tubulin binding. The record is from RefSeq and is a predicted model, not a curated record. Gene Ontology annotation, cellular component: gamma-tubulin small complex; spindle pole; mitotic spindle pole body. Gene Ontology annotation, biological process: cytoplasmic microtubule organization; microtubule nucleation; mitotic cell cycle. The coding region runs from base 1 to 1944 and encodes 647 amino acids. The transcript has a single exon.
AUGAACAACGGCACAGGCAAAUACCCAAUCCUAACCGAGCCGCAACACGAACGCGACUUUCUCCCCAAAAUCGCAUUCACCCUCCAAGGCAUCUCAACAAGCGGCAUCCAUUUCCAGGGAGAAGCAGGCAAAGAGACGGCGCAGGUUGCAUGUCGCGUCUCUGUACCGCUCUUAUCACUUCUUACGGGAUUUUGUGAAGCUGGGCUACUCUAUCGCAGUAUUGCUACACAAGCAUCAACAGCGACCAAGGAGACUGGCUUGAUUAGACAAUCCCUCAAUGCACACCUGCAAACGCAUUUGACGCGCUACUUGGAGAAAGUCGCAGCGAUUGAAGCUGCCCUGCGACAAGCAACGGCACAGCUACAAGUCACAUUGAAACGGAUUGCGCUCUGGAUACGACCCGAUGUACGCGUCUUACGACUCAUGGCGCGGAUAUUGCAUGCCGUUGAUGAUAAACAAGGCGGUACAUUGAUGAAUGCUGUGCAUGCGCUCAGUAAACACGGCGACCCAUCUGUUGCGCAAUUCGCACAGGAUGUCCUGGUAGCCAUUAGCAAGCCCUUUUACGAAAUGCUCGCCAAGUGGAUCUAUGGCGGUGAUUUGGAUGAUCCGCAUCUCGAGUUUCUUGUACAGCCAGUUCAGGCUGCCAUUUCUUCAAAACGCGUGCAAUCAACACAAGACGCGUGGCGUGGCAAGUUUGCACUCGUGGACGCAAUGCGACCUGCGUGGAUCACACCAGCCCUGGGACGAAAGAUCUUUUUGAUUGGCAGGACGUUGAAUUUUACGCGGUAUAAUUGCCAUGAUGCGGCGUUUGUGGUGGAGCACAGCAAGUCUGCCUUCCAAGUACUCAGCUAUGGUGAUACGUUUUCCCUUGAGCGAUCUAUGGAUUCAGCCUACUCCACCACUUCUCAGCAUCUCAAGAAUCUCAUCAUGGACAAAUUUAAGCUGAUGGACCAUUUACUGGCGAUGAAGCGGUAUAUUCUGUUGAACGCAGGUGACUUUGUCGGCGUGCUCAUGGAACGACUCGGAGACUCACUCGAUCAUCCCGCCAGCACACUCCAUCGACAUAACCUGACAAGCUCCCUCUCUGAUGCCAUUCAAAGCAGUAAUGCGCAAUUCGAGCCUGAACACGUCUUGACGUGUCUCGAUGCUAGGAUGCUCGACAAUGCCAAAGGUUCUGUUGGUUGGGAGUCCUUCACCCUCGAGUAUCGUCUCGAACGACCCCUGGAUGUGAUCUUAACAGAACAAGCAGCUCGACAAUACCUCAAAAUCUUCAAUUUCUUGUGGCGAUUGAGUCGCGUUGAGUAUACACUGAGCAGUGCUUGGCGACGCAAUAUGACUGCUGAGCGCGGUAUGCUCAAUCAAGUUACUGUCGUGACUGCAGAUUGGAAGCAGGUGCGUUGUGUGAUUGCCGAGAUGAUUCAUUUCGUCUGUCAGCUACAAUACUACAUCUUGUUUGAGGUGAUUGAGAGUUCUUGGAAUGAAUUGCAGACGCAAUUGGCGGAUCCUGCUGCUGACUUGGAUGGCAUCAUGAAUGCGCAUAGCAUUUAUGUUGCGUCUAUUAUGGAGAAGGCAUUGCUUGGGUCGAGCAAGACGAAAGAGGCGGAGAGGGAUUGUCUUGCCUUGUUGCAUGACAUCCUCAAGACGAUGCUAUUGUACAAGGAACAGAUGGAUCGCUUGUUUGCUUACACACUCUCGCAGUACACGGGCGGAGGAAAUCGUCUGUAUGACAUGACGCGGGAUGAGAGCCAAGCGGACCUGCCGGAUGAGAACCUUGUUGCCAUUCGAGAACGCAUGGACCGGUUGACGGUAGAAUUCAAGGAGUGUACGGUGUACCUGCUCGAUGCACUUGAGGAACAGCCAUCAAGCGAUAUGAGCUUCUUGGCGGUGCGUCUCAACUACAAUGACUUUUACCCCUCGAGAAAGGGUCGCAAGGCGAGACGAUAG